Notothenia coriiceps (black rockcod) is the source of this 2720-nucleotide messenger RNA. RefSeq names its product K(lysine) acetyltransferase 7b (gene kat7b). Lineage: Eukaryota; Metazoa; Chordata; Actinopteri; Perciformes; Nototheniidae. Gene Ontology annotation, cellular component: histone H3-K14 acetyltransferase complex; chromatin; nucleus. The record is from RefSeq and is a predicted model, not a curated record. Gene Ontology annotation, biological process: regulation of transcription by RNA polymerase II. Gene Ontology annotation, molecular function: chromatin binding; transcription coregulator activity; histone H3 acetyltransferase activity. The transcript is spliced from 14 exons. Bases 183 to 1850 code for a protein of 555 amino acids.
AGCACCGGAAAUGCAAGCCUCCGUUCUGUCUGUGGCGCGAUAGACCCAACGCUGUGUACAUAAAAACUUCUGCCUGGAAACAAAUCAAUAAAGAGUUUCCUUUCAUCUUCAUAUCUUAAGUUUGGGAUAUUUUGCCAAUCGACACUACAAACUCACGGGAAAUAUUGCUCAUCAGGUGGAAAAUGCCACGUAGACGACAGAGACAUAUGGUUGGAAGUGGGUCAGAUGGAACUGAAGACUCUGACUCCUCCGCUGAAAGAGAACAGACCAAUAGUUCAGAAAGCGACGGAAACCUUUCCAAGAGACAGCGCCUCACCAGAGCCUCUACUCGCCUUAGCCAAAGCUCUCAAGACACUCCAGACUUGAAGCGAGCUGCAGACCAUGAUGAAUCUCCACCGUUGACGCCCACAGGAAAUGCCCCCUCUUCUGAAUCGGAGCUGGACAUCUCCAGCCCCAACGCCUCACAUGAUGAGAGCCAGGCCAAAGAUCAGGCCAGCCGAGACUCGGAUAAAGACCUCUCCCAUCGACCCAAGCGCCGCCGCUGUCACGAGACAUACAACUUCAACAUGAAAUGCCCCACGCCAGGAUGCAAUUCACUCGGUCACCUCACAGGGAAACAUGAGCGCCAUUUUGCUGUGUCAGGUUGUCCUCUUUACCACAAUCUCUCUGCUGAUGAAUGCAAGGUGAAAGCUAUCAGCCGCGAGAAACAAGAGGAUGAGCUGAAGGGGCAGGAAGAAAACAACUCACGCCAUGCUACUCGCCACCAGACACCAACAUCCAAACAGAGCAAAUACAAGGAGCAGGUGGCUGAGAUGAGGAAGGGCCGAAACUCUGGCCUUCAGAAAGAGCAGAAAGAAAAACACAUGGAGCACCGGCAGACACACAGCAACACCAGAGAGCCUCUGCUGGAGAACAUCACCAGUGAAUAUGACCUGGAGCUCUUCAGAAAAGCCCAGGCCCGCGCAUCUGAAGAUCUGGAGAAGCUGCGUAUCCAGGGUCAGAUCACGGAGGGCAGCAACAUGAUAAAGACCAUCCUGUUCGGCCGCUACGAGCUGGACACCUGGUACCACUCCCCGUAUCCCGAGGAGUACGCACGCCUCGGCCGCCUCUACGUGUGCGAAUUCUGCCUCAAGUACAUGAAGAGCCAGACCAUUCUCAGGAGACACAUGGCUAAGUGUGUGUGGAAGCAUCCUCCAGGAGACGAGGUCUACAGAAAAGGAGGAAUAUCUGUGUUUGAAGUCGAUGGCAAAAAGAAUAAGAUCUACUGCCAGAACCUCUGUUUACUUGCCAAACUGUUCUUGGACCACAAAACGCUUUACUACGAUGUGGAGCCGUUUCUCUUCUACGUCAUGACCGAAGCCGACAACACCGGCUGCCAUCUGGUGGGAUACUUUUCCAAAGAGAAGAACUCAUUCCUGAACUACAACGUCUCCUGUAUCCUGACGAUGCCGCAGUACAUGAGGCAGGGCUUUGGAAAGAUGCUCAUCGACUUCAGCUACCUGCUGUCUAAAGUGGAGGAGAGGGUGGGCUCACCCGAGAGACCCCUGUCUGACCUGGGCCUCAUCAGUUACCGUAGUUACUGGAAGGAAGUGUUGCUCAGAUACAUGUACAACUUCCAGGGCAAAGAGAUCUCCAUCAAAGAGAUCAGUCAGGAGACGGCAGUGAAUCCGGUGGACAUUGUGAGCACGCUGCAGUCUCUCCAGAUGCUGAAGUAUUGGAAGGGAAAGCACUUGGUGUUGAAGCGACAGGACCUGAUAGAUGAGUGGAGAGCGAAGGAGAUCAAGCGAGGCAACAGCAACAAAACCAUCGACCCCAGCUCUCUGAAGUGGACCCCCCCCAAAGGGACAUGAGCACUAAAGACCCUCAGGCUACAGAAUGAACUCACCUCCAGCCUCACCAGCCACAAGUAGCCUCGACCUCCAAACUGUCAAUAAAGACCAUUGGUCAUCCUUUCACGUUACUUUUUUUUUUUUUUACUUUUUAACUUUUAGAUUUGAAGCACCCUACGUUCCAAAUUCAAUCAUCAACUAACUACAAAAGAGAAUGUCCUUUCCUGUUUCUUUUUACAACUGCGUACAUCUACUAAGCUUUGAAUGUUAAUGAUAAAUGAACCGGUGUGAUGUGUUUUUGCUUUUCUCAUGCAAAAAAAAUGUAUUUACCAGCGUUUACAGGCUGUUAUUUUUUUAUUUAAUUCAGGAAAUGUGCAUUUAAAGAUGGUUUCUGUUUGGGAUUAAUACAAUGAGUGUCGGCAUGAAUUGAAAACGUCAGCGGAGUGUGAGAUGUAUGGUGACACUUCUUUGGUUGGCGUAAAAUUGUAUAGAUCAUUAUAACGUACACUUAUUUCUUUUUAAAGCUCCAUCAAUACAAGAUGUGGACCCAUUCCUCCGAUGAACCUGCCAAAUAAUGGAAAACAUGAAUUAUACAUAUUUUUAAUUUGCUCAGAAUAAAAAGAAAAUGGCGCCACUGCAAGAAUGCACAUAGAAAUCAAACACAUCAGGUUUUUAUACGAUCAUACCUUGCUUGCGUGGUUUCUCUGAGACAUCGAAGGCUGUGGUUGUUGCAGGAAAUAUUCUUUUUGAAGACUCUGUAAUCAAACAUCUUCAUUUCAGUGGGACAGUAUUUGCCUUGUACUUUGAAUCAUAGCUGUUACAUGUGUAUUAGCAAUUUGAUAUUUUUAAUAUCAAUAAAGCUGCUUUGAUAUUUUGAAAUGAGCUACACUU